Molecule: messenger RNA, 846 nt
Organism: Caenorhabditis briggsae
Lineage: Eukaryota; Metazoa; Nematoda; Chromadorea; Rhabditida; Rhabditidae
Gene: Cbr-clc-5
Product: Protein CBR-CLC-5
Exons: 6
Coding region: 1-846 (281 amino acids)
Cellular component (GO): plasma membrane
Source: RefSeq, a predicted model, not a curated record
AUGCUCACGUUUCAAACGAAACUUCAAAAAUACCAACUGGCGACGUUGAUCUCGUCAGUUGUCUCCAACUUCUUACUUUUCUUUGCAACAAUCACACCAGCGUGGCAGGUUGCUGACGAUUUGGACGCCGAUAGGUAUGUGCAAUCAGGAUUGUGGCUAUAUUGUCCAGGACAAGCACAGUGCUGGUACAUCUUCAGUGACAGUUUGAUCAACUACUAUGAGAAAGUCGAUGUUUGCCGUUUUUUCCUGAUUGGAGAUUGCCGAAAAAAGCUUCUCAGAACCCCAUAUUUCUUUGGGUGGCAUUACGCUGUACUCAUCCUCAAUGUAAUCUCCAUGAUCUUCAUGAGUUUGAGUAUCGCCUCCAUAAUUUUUGCCUAUGUCAAACCAGCUCGAUCCAGGAUUGCUAUUAUAAUGUUGGAUGCUUUCUGCGGAUUCGCCAGUUUGUUGCUUGGAGUCUCUCUUAUUGUUUUCAUGGUGAAUGCUGAAAUGCUCGAGUCUAAGUAUCUGAUCGGAAUCAAGAACACUUAUGAGAAAGAAUACGGCUACUCUUACUACCUCGCCGGACUUGCAUUCAUUAUCUCGGUCGUUACUAUUCUAUUCGCCGCUCUCGUCUCCACGUACACAUUCUUGUUCCCGGAAGAAGUUGCGGAAAGCCAAUACUCGUUAAAACUAUCGAACAAUCACUUUGCGGCCAGAUACAACAAUGAACUGCAGCAACCGUACCUUCCCCCAACGUCGCAGUUGAGCAUGCAGAUUCCACCCACCGAACACGGAUCCUACAUUGCUGGCGCAAUUUCGCCCCGUGGAGAAUUCAAAUCACAAACCAGACACUUUUAUAGUUACUAA